AUGUCAUCAUUCGAAACAUUCUAUCCAUUUCCCCGUUUCCCACCUGAAAUCCUCCGGAUCAUCUAUCUCCUAGCAACCCCGCCACGUUGUGUGUUUGUCAACGAACACCCCAAGCCAGAUAGUGACUCCUAUGGGGACUUCUACGAGUCGUUCGACACUCGAGUACCCAUACCUGGUAAUCUCACAAUACACCCAAGCCUGGCCUACUUCGCGCAUAACUGGUGCCAAAGGGUCCGGGUCAACAAGCCGCCCCGCGAAGCUUGGAAUUUCAACACCUACAACGCCAGACGCAGCAAAUCUUUACAGACAACGCUAGAUUCGUAUGGCUUCACGAGCAGCAAAAAGCCAUACCAACCAUUGACCCCGACUGCUGAUGUCCCAGAGAUCCCAGCCCAUUGGCUUGCUGAACGGCCUGAUUUAGCAUGGCAUUUCACGCGCGAGAGCCAUUUCCGUAGCAGAACGCCCAUCCCCCCCUUGCUCCAUACAUGCACCGAAUCGCGACAGGUGCUGAUAGAUUAUGGAUAUGAGCUUACAUUCCGAACACGCACGGGUGGGCCGCGCUUUCUCCCGGAUGAUCUGAGGAGGGUGAGGCGUCUUGCGUUACAGGAUACGUUUGAUCCAUCAGAUGGAUGUGGGAUUGCUCCUGCUUCUGGGGCGCUGAGGUUGUUUUCUGGCAUUCGAGAGCUGUUAUUGAUACAGCAAAAUUUGCGGUGGGCACAUAAGUUUUGGUUUCCUGGUAUUGAGGAGGUGGGAGACCAAGGGGAAUGGACGUAUUUAGACGAUCAGGAGUUGUGGAAUUGGGUAGCACCUGAUUUGGCAGAUAUUCUUGAUUAUGAUCUACGCAGGAAUCGCGAAUGUCUCUGCCUUGAGUAUUACGAUGCGGCCCUUGCUGAAUACGAACGAGUUCAUAAGGGGGAUUUAUGUGGAUUCUUUCAAUAUGUUUCUAAAAAAUACGAAACGGGGUUGAGAGAUGAGAGAAAUCGGGUCCUUGGUGUUCGCGAAGAAGGGCAAAUGACCGUAACACCUUCUUGGAAUAUACCGAGUGUGACUCUUGUUACUUUUGGUCCGAAACAUGCGAUAAAGGGCACUUCUCCGUUGCCGGGAGAGGUAUUGGCAGAACCCUCAGGAGAGGGAUUACAGAAACCCGAAUGCGCACCUUCGAAGCUUGUUCCCCUUUUAGCCACUAUAUACGGCGGAAUACGUGGAUAUAUAUCCAUAUUCAGGUGUCUCUGA
Paracoccidioides brasiliensis Pb18 is the source of this 1233-nucleotide messenger RNA. RefSeq lists its product as uncharacterized. The coding region runs from base 1 to 1233 and encodes 410 amino acids. The transcript is spliced from 2 exons. The record is from RefSeq and is a predicted model, not a curated record.